This is a messenger RNA of Arachis ipaensis, 363 nucleotides long. NCBI's taxonomy places the organism in Eukaryota, Viridiplantae, Streptophyta, Magnoliopsida, Fabales, Fabaceae. The record is from RefSeq and is a predicted model, not a curated record.
AUGCUGGGGACACUACGAGUUUGCGUGAAAGAGCAUGUGGAGCACUUGAGGAUUGUGCCGCAAAUCUUGAAGGAGCGAAAGUUGUACGCUAAGUUGUCAAAGUGCGAGUUCUGGAAGGAGGAAGUAAAGUUCUUAGGCCACGUGGUGAGUAAAGGAAGAAUAUCGGUGGAUCCUUAUAAGGUAGAAGCGGUGAUGGAAUGGGAAAGACCGACGACUGUGACGAAAGUCAAGAGCUUUUUGGGUUUAGCCGAAUAUUACCGAAGAUUUAUCAAAGGAUUUUCCUGGAUUGCGCUACCAAUGACAAAGUUGACAAGGAAAGAAGUGCCAUUCGUGUGGACGUCGGAGUGCGAAGCGAGUUUUUAG